This is a messenger RNA of Glycine soja, 2045 nucleotides long. RefSeq names its product protein MARD1-like. The transcript is spliced from 3 exons. NCBI's taxonomy places the organism in Eukaryota, Viridiplantae, Streptophyta, Magnoliopsida, Fabales, Fabaceae. The coding region runs from base 774 to 1625 and encodes 283 amino acids. The record is from RefSeq and is a predicted model, not a curated record.
UCAUGCACACGACUCCUUUGCUUCUCCUUCAUUUAACUCGUGAACUGGCAUAUGAAUCCAAACACGACUCUCUCUCUCUCUCCAAAGCUUCCCUCUUUUUUCUUCUCUUAUUGAUUGCUCCAAACCCGAUGCUCUUUAUUUAAAUUCCCACACUUUGCACCAAUAAAUCAGAAAAAAGAGUUAGGAAUCAGUGAUGGAGAGAAGGAGGCAGGAAUUGCAUGUGCUUGGUAACCAAAACCAAACAAAGCCUUAAGAAGUUCAUUUUUGGGAUGAUGUGUUCUUCUCACAGACAACACCAAAAUCCAAAACUGUUCAUUUUUUUCGUGAUCUCUUUACUUUUCUGAACGCCACACAGAUCCAAAUCCAAUGGCAGAGCUGCUACUAAUCACAUGCAUCUCACUACUUUUCCUCAUUCAAUACCAAAACUGGCAGAAAAAGAUAUAAUUUUGAGGAGGCAAUUCUGUUCAUCCCCACAGUUUCAGUUUCAGUUUCAGUUUCAGUUUUUUUUUUGUGUGUUGUUUUGUGAGUCUGUGUAACAAACAAUUACAAGUACAGAAGAAACAUUCCGAGUACGCUACCAAGUUAGGCUUAUUCAGUGUUAGAACUUAGAACCAGGAAAAAAAAAAAGGACCUUUGCACCUUGCACUUUGCGGGUGUUUUUGGAAAUAUCAACCUGCAUCUGUCAGAGUGGUUUUGUUAUUUUUUAGUGCCAUCACUCUCUAUUAGCCAUUUUGGGAGUUAAUUUUCCUUGUGGGAUCAUUUUGAUUUCACUUAUGCUGCUGAGGAACAGAUCAAGGGCAGUGACAAAGCCAGGUUUGAUGGCUGAUCACAGCACCCAGAAUUCUUCUCCCAAUCAAAACUAUGCUAAAACCAUUAUACCCUCUCUAUUUGGGUCACCAAAAUUCAGAGAUUUCACCAACAAGUGUCUCUCUUCAGGAACUGAGGCCUUAAGGAGCCCAACUUCAAUUCUUGAUGCCAGAGCAUUAUCCCCUUUUGCCUUUGGAAGCCCAUUCUCAACCCUUCCAAACAAAAGCUCCUCACAAAACAGAACCUGGGACAAACCUGAUUCAAAAGGGGGCAUUGGUCUUGCUCUUGUUGGUGCUCUCAAAGAUGAAGAUACCUCAAUUAGUCACAAUUCUGAACCCAACAAAGGAAAUGUUUUGCUUAGAGUGAAAAUCCCGUUUGAGUCUCAAUUUCAAACAUGUGUAGAUGAUUUUGGAACCACCAAAACCAAUAAUGGUUCAAAGAACUCAUCAGGGUCAGGAAUUUGUGCAAAGGAUUGUUGUGAUUCUCCAAGAAGUGGUGGCGUUCUGUCUUGGAGUGAGAUGGAGCUUUCUGAAGAAUAUACAUGUGUGAUAUCCCAUGGACCUAACCCAAAAGCCACACACAUAUUCAACAAUUGCAUUGUGGUGGAGACCUAUUGUUCUCUCCCCCAAAAACAUAACUCUCAUCACUCUGCUGCUACCUCCGGGAAUUUCCUCAGCUUCUGCUACACUUGCAAGAAACAUCUUGACCAGACAAAGGACAUCUUUAUUUAUAGAGGAGAGAAAGCUUUCUGUAGCAGGGAAUGCCGCCACAGAGAAAUGAUGUUAGAUGGGAUAGAAAAUCUAGAGUUUGAAAAUUGAAUGCAAUGGUUAUUCUUGACUAGAUCACUUUGCAUGCACCGUGGCUGCAAAGUCCUGCAUUUUGAGGAGAGGAUAAUAACCAGAAAAAGCACAAAGUCAAAUCCAAAUUUUCCAUUCAUAUAAUGAUUCUAUUAUAUGACUAGUUGGUAGCAGUAGUAACUAGUUUACUAGUUAGUAUUUUCAUUGUAAUCAGUAUAAGGUCCUUUUUCUCAUUCCAUUUUGAUGAAGUCUUUUGCUUUAUUUUAUUUUUAUUUUUUUUGCAUCCUCUCCCUUGCAAAUAGAGAUAAGAGGGGAUGCUGUAGAGUUGGUUCUAAGUGAUGACUAAAAUUUGAUUGCUUCUUCUGGUUUUGCUACCAUUGUUUUCGGGUGAAGCAGAUGAUUGAUGAUGUGAUUGAAAACAGUGCCUUUCUUCUUUUUCUU